AUGUCGUUACAAGAUGACGACCCACUUGGGCCACCGACGAAUACCCAGAACCUCGACUUGUCGAAGUUGUCACCCCAAGAGCUUCGUAUAUACAAGAUGUAUGGUAAAUUACCAACCACACAGCAAAUAUUGUCAUCCAAGUUUCAAGAUAAAAAAUACUUCGAUAGCGGUGACUAUGCUAUGCAAAAGCAACUUGGAAAGGAUGCACAGAAGACAAAUGUACCGUCUAGUAUACCACUUAGACACCCAAAUGCCGAAAGAGUGAAAGAAAUGUACAACAGAAAUUCAAUCAGCGGUAGCAAUGCAGGAAUACUUCACAAUGGAAAACUGAAUUUAUUGAAUGAAUCGACUCCUGCUGGAGAAGAGGAUGCGAAGUGA
Molecule: messenger RNA, 378 nt
Organism: Priceomyces carsonii
Lineage: Eukaryota; Fungi; Ascomycota; Pichiomycetes; Serinales; Debaryomycetaceae
Product: phosphatase regulator
Exons: 1
Coding region: 1-378 (125 amino acids)
Cellular component (GO): cytoplasm
Molecular function (GO): protein phosphatase inhibitor activity
Source: RefSeq, a predicted model, not a curated record